Messenger RNA from Ailuropoda melanoleuca (giant panda), 6895 nucleotides. It is a transcript of the gene AXDND1, whose product is annotated as axonemal dynein light chain domain containing 1. Lineage: Eukaryota; Metazoa; Chordata; Mammalia; Carnivora; Ursidae. The record is from RefSeq and is a predicted model, not a curated record. The transcript is spliced from 26 exons. Bases 2101 to 5229 code for a protein of 1042 amino acids.
GUUAUGGAUAUGAAAGAUGAGUUAUCCUGUUCUUGUAAUAUCCAAAGGCUUGAUAAACUGUAAGCUAAACGCUGGAAAUUUCGGAUCUCUGAAGUUCAGUCUUCCAGCUAUGGUUCCAAACUAGAAUGUAGAGUCACACCACCAGUGAGGAGGCAGAAGGCAAAUAAACUGGAGGAAAGUUACCUUCCACCUGCUUGUGCAUUGCUUUUGCCCUUAACCUGUUUGAUCAUUGCCAGUCCUUAGAGGGGACUACAUGUGUGCUAUGUGAGUGUUGUGUGUCUCUGUUGAUUCUUCGAAAAUAUAGAGAAAAAUUAGAGUGACGGGACAGGGCUAAAGGCUAAAACGCUCACUCAAGGUGUUUGAUUAGGAGAAUUACAAUGGGCCACAGAUAAUGUGUGCAUGUGUGUUUUAAAGAUUUAUUUAUUUUAAAGAGAGCGUGAGGGGGAGGGGAGGGACAGAGGGAGAGAAUCUGCAAGCAGGACCCCCACCCCAUUGCAGAGCUCACUCGGGGCUCCAUCCCACCACCCGUGAGAUUGUGGCUGGAGUGGAAACCAAGAGCCGGAUGCUUAACUGAGUGAGCCACCCAGGCACCCAAGAUUGUGUUGUUUUUAUUUUCAAACCUUUGCUCAUAUUUUUUCGUUGCUAUUAUCCUGAAAGCCAGAAACCAGAGACCAAAUCCAUCAGCACAGGAGCAGAACUGUCCAGUUGAUUCUCAAACACCAGGUAGUUUGGUCCAGGCACUGUGCUUGGUACUGAGGAAUAGGACGCUUGAACAAGUUACUGUCCCUUCUAAAAUUUAUAUUUGCUAGACUAGAGUCAUGUAGACACUGGGCUUCCACUCGUACUAUUUUGGCAUUAAGGCUCCACCUUUUUUUUUUUUUUUUUAAGGUAGCGGUAUUAGGGAAUUCAUAAAAUUGCGAGGACUCUACGGAAGUGUAUUUUAUUUAAGAGCAAGAGAGUGAGCAUGAGCAGGCGGGAGAGGGAGAAGCACGGUCUCCCUGAGCAGGGAUCCCAGUGUGGGGCUGGAUCCCGGGACCCUGAGAUCAUGACCUGAGCCCAAGGCAGACGCUUAACCGACUGAGCCACCCAGGCGCCCCAAGGCUCCAUAUUAACGGAAAAUGAUCCCCGGUGGCGGUAAGGGGCGGGAUUUCAGCUCCUCCACGCCAAUGCGUUUAUCCCAUUCUUUCCUGAGAACAGGUUUUUAGGAAGCCCCAACAAUUUUACUUGGGUUUGCUCCGCCCAAAGCGCAAUCUCCUUCCAUGCCUCCAGCCAAAAAAAAGCCUUGACCUAAGUUAAUGCCUUGAAUGUGCUGGGGGGGAGGGGGGUGGGGGUGGUGCGUAAGUGCCCAAGGAAGACUUAACCGAGAGGUCAAGGACAGGGGCAGCAUACGCAAGGAAGCAUCAACAGAUGGGAACCCAGAGCUUUUGGUUACCUAAUUUCGCCUUGGAUUUGGCUUUUAGAAAAAUAGGAAAACAACAAAAAGGUGGGAGAAUGUGAUGGGAAAACAAAUCUCUUACGGGAUGCUGGCUCCAAUCUGGCGGCGGGCGACUUCCGUCGGGAGCCGCGAAGGUCGUCCCGGGGGAGGAGGGAUAGCGACCGGGCCCCCGCUGGCACCUGCGCACUGGCGACCUGCGGGCGGAAGCUCGGGAUCCGGCCACUAGCGCAGUCCAUGAGAACGGCCCGAUUAAAUAAUGUUUGUUCUCUAUUGCUGCUGAGCCUAUGCUGUGGUGAAAAACACCGCGAACCCGUGUGUUGGGAUUCUUAGCUGUUCCCCUGCUCCGCCGGCACCGCCGAAGACAGCCCCUAGUGAGGGUCGCCAACGCUCGGGGGCCUGGGUUUCCAGGACGACACGCAGGCGCUCCGGAAAAGGGCCAGGCGACCCGAUGGCUGGCGGGAAACACAAUUUGCCGGUACCGGUUGUGUCUCUUCCCCAUUAGUUCUGAGGCGGACACGGCGAGGACUCUGCCCUACCCGGAGCCCAGGGAGCUGGACAGUGGGGCAGCACUGCUGAAUCCCAGCACCCGCUGAUUGGUUUCUAAGUUAGCUUGCGGGAGCGGUAUUUCAAAUUACUGAAGACAGUGGUAGGAGGCAUUGACUAUCAUGUCUCUUCCGAAAACGCCCUCCACACUGCUAACCUCCUUGUCAACACUUGAGGGCAAAAAAUUAAAAGUCUCUGCAUCCAAGGAGGAGACAGGACUUCCUGAACUGAAGGAGAAAAAAAAUAUGGCGGAUCAUUCAAAACCCCUUCCUUCAUCUCUUCAGAAUGAGUUCAUCCCUGAGGAAGUUCUUCUUUCUCUGACCUAUGCAGCCAAUGCUGGUCCUUGUCCUGAAAACUUACUGCCUCCUAAGAAAAUUAAAACCCCAAAGGGUACUCUUCCGCGUCCAGCGGACCAAGUCUGGUAUCACCCUCUUCGAAGAAAUAAGUUCAAAUACCUGAUUGACCAUCCUGUUUCCCUAACUGGUGCUGGAAGGGAUAUUUCUUUUCUGUACGAUGUUAAAUACGUUAAAGGAGAGGCCAGGGAGAGUUUGCUUUGUCCCCCACGUUCAGAACGUUCAUUACAGUCACAUGAUGGUGUCAUUGUGCCGCAUAAGCCAAAGAAACUAACAGAUACUUUGAUUCCUGAAGAAUUUCAUAUCGUGUCAAAUACAGGAGUUUCAGGUUUGGAGUGUUAUGAUGACAAAUAUACUACCCUCCUCACAGAUAGUGAAAAGAGGCUAUUGCUCUUCCCAUCCAUGAAACCUAAUAAAAGAGUAGAGGUGGUCCAGCUGAAUGAUGUGAUGGAUGCUAUGCUAGAGAGGGCUGGUGUGGAAAAUCAGGAAUAUACAGGGCCAACCAAGAUGCACAAACUACUACAUAUAUUGAGGAAGGAACAGACAAUUUACAAUACAGUAUUUCAUGAACUUAUUCGACAAGUCAGCGUGGACUGUGCAGAUAGAGGAGAACUACUAUCCAAAAUCAGAGAGCGGUACGUACAAAUGCUUGACCAAAUUGCCCGGCAGAUGAUUGAUUUUUACAAAGACCUUGUAACUCAGCGAAUGAUGGACCAGCGCAUUUUAGAAGAACUGUACAAUUUUAAGAAUGUUAUUGAAGAACUGACCAGGGAACUGUGUCUGGUUCGGGCACAUGAUAUGAAAUUAACAAAGGAAGCAGAGAAGGCCCACAAGGAUUUGGCACAAGCUCUUUUAGAUGCCGAAAAGAAUGCUAAGAUUGUUGAAGAAUACCAUGACUUACACACAUUGCAAAGAGGAAGGAUGGAGAGUGAUAUUAAACAGUUAAUGGCAGAAAGAGAUCUCUGGAGCUCAGCCACAUAUGAAUUGGCCCUAAAGGUAAUUGAAAAAAAUAGAGUCAUAUUGGCUAAAAGACUUUACCUCAAUGAAAAAGGUUGGAAUAAAUAUGCUAAGCAUUUCAUCAUACUGCUAUCAACCAAGGACACUGCAGACCUUGCACUAUUGCAGAAGUUGACACAGAAAUGGAGAAGCUCAAUGAAUAAAUUUAAAAAGGAAGUGGAACAAAAUGAAGAGUCUACAAGGGAGAAAUUGCAAACUAUUAAGGAUGGCCUUAUCAAAUGGCAGGAAUUCUUCAGAAAUGAUGGAAAAGAAAUUUCAUCUCCUAGUAAAGAAAAUAUACUCGAAUCAGUUAUUCCAGACUUCACGCAGUGGCAAAAGAUGUUGAAUGAAGAUAAAGACAAGUAUACUGGGGAUUUGCUAGUGUCAAAAUAUGAUUCUCUCAAGAUUAUUAAACAUUUACAGGAAAACUGGACAGAUGUUGGGUUUGCGAUAUUGAAUCGCCAUAAAAGUAUGGAGGGGGAGAUGCCACCAGAGCAACAGCACAUGAAGGAAAUUGUGAAAACCAUAGGAAGACUCUACAAAGAAUUUGAAAUAAGAAUAAAUGGGGAUAAUGGUAUCUCUAAAAUUCUUUCAAGUUUGGUUGGUUCUCUAGAAUUCUGUUCUUUCAAGUUGGCAAAUGCUCUGGAGUUUCCCGAAAUGCUUCAGGAAGAAUUCGAAGGACUUAAUGAAAAAGUUAAUGAAAUGAAAUCUCAGUUGGAUGCAUUGAUAAAUGUUAUUGGUACCGUUCCUCAGUAUAUGGAUGUGGAUUCUGGCCUGGUACUCCAAGCACAAAUAUUUAACAUGAUUCAACAAUGGCUUUUGAAGAUAGGCAAUGAGAUUAACAAUGGUAACAUUGAACUUCAGCGCCAUAUGGAUGAAUUGCAUAUAUCUAUGAUCCAGUGGAUGGUAAGCUUGCUGAUUUUAAUGGUGCCUGACUUUACUGACCAAAACACUCUCCCAAAUUUGAGGAUGGAAAGUGCUGAGAAACACGAUCUAGGAGUUGCAAAGUUAGAGCUAGACGCGAUUGCACUGGCCAGAAAGUUGGCGCAAUAUUCCAGCUAUUUGAGCAGUUGUUGCAAAGGGCUGGUGACAGCUAUGGCUCUGAAUAAAGCAGGUCACUUAGAAAAAAAUCCUGCUAAGGAACUUCGGGAGCUGGAUGAGAUGAAGAGAGAAAGUUAUGAGUGGAUCACCACAUGUUCUCACCUCCUUUCUGGGAUCAAAGGCAGAAAAAUGAAGUUACUGACAAAGGAAGAAAAAGAACACCUAUUUGGAGAAGAGGAUUUUAUAAAAGAAUUAAUUGAACCUGGAAUAGGCAGGCCUUUUAGAGAGGAGGAAGAAGAAAGUAUGGAGGAUAAUUUUGAGAUGCGAAAGGAAAAGGAAGAAGGGGAGAAGCCUUCAACAUCCUCAGAGGUGGAAAAACUCAUUCGAGUAAUUGAAGAAGAUGAAAAUAUUCAUUCCAAACCUCUGUUUGAAGCAGAUAUAUUCUCUUCCUGGAGAGAAUCAGCAAAUCAAGGUACAGUGGCCCCAAAGUAUCUUGAAGCAAUGGCUGUAAUUGAACGCACACAGGAGAAGUUAAGAGAAGUUGAAAGCAGAGCCAGACAAGCAGAGGAGAAGUUUGAGGAUGUAUAUGAGAAACUUCAUUAUACCCUUAUAAGAAAUAAAGAACUGGAGAGCGAACUAGCGGCUAUUUUGAUGAGUUCUAGAAAUAAGGAGUGUGAAGGAAGAGAAGAAAAUGGAGAGAGAGAAGAUGGAGAAGAUGAAGAAGAAGAAGACAACGACGAUGAAGAAGUCAGGCCAGUAGAACAUUCCCCAAAAUCUCUAAAGAAAGAGGUACAGCGCAAGGAAGGGUCUCUCAACCCUAAACCCAGACCCCGGACUAAAUCCAAGACCAAGUCCAAGUAGCACCCUUAGGGUGCUGGGCUUCAGCUGGGCUCCCUCACUGAUGUCUCCGUGCUGCUUAGCUGACCCUGUGGCUCGACUAGAGGGACUCUCUGUGCAACAGCUACUGGAAAAGUCACAACAUACAACCCAAGAACCUUUUCUCUUUAAAAGUCACAGUGAAGGCUGUCGGGAAUAAGUGCAUUCGUUUAUUUCCCAGAUUAAAAAUAGCUUGGGCAAAAGUUUGCUGGCCUCUUCAAAUGAUUUCCUAACAGACGUCUGUGAAAAGUGUCAGUUCCUGUCAAGAAAAUAAUGCUUUUUGAAGACUCUGAACUCUGCAGAGAAGAAUGGCAAAUACAAAGCAUUAUUUUUUCAAUUUAAAAGAGAGGAACCUGGUAAUGCUCUUGGGUUUUGGCAGCAUUUUCAGAUUUCUUAUGAUUUCAGGUAUUUUUAUGAUUUAUUUGAUUUUCACAAUAACCCUACAAAGUAAGUGGGGGAGAUGCUGUUAUUAUCCCCAUUUCUCAAAAGAUGAAACUGAGGUCCCCAAAUGGUUAUAAGACUCCCCAAGGUCACAGAACUGGUGGGUGUCAGGGUCCCCUGCUUGCUGGACCUGUGUCUGGAUGUUUGACAGUGGUGAUGGGCCACCAGGCCACUGCUCAGAUGGUUUCCUUCACAGGGAGGGAUGGAGAAUUGUACUGAAAUUUAAGAAUGCUGCUGAAGACUUGCCCAGAAUCGCCAUUUUUUGCUUUGAUGGCUUCACUUGUCUGCUCUGUUCAUGACCCCGGAUCCAUUGAGGCACUAGAGAUGGACUAACCUGCAAAAAUAGUUGUGAGGGACAAAUGGACAUUUGGGGAAGGCGCUGGGCAAGGACUCCCUCCUACCUCACCACACCCAGCGCCCUUGCAUUUGCCCUGAUCUCUGGCUCCAAACACGUAUGCACCUGCCUUGGCUCCACAUACUUGGUGUUCUUUUGAAUGUAUCUCCUGGAAUUUUAGACCCUUGCCUGUUGCCCAAGCCUCAGAAACCCUGUCACUCAGAGUCCCCAGCCUUUUUCAGCCCAGUCCCUGGCCAGGCCUGCCUCUGCCAUCAUCAAAGUCUGUGUAGGAUGGGUUUCAAAAAUGCUUAACGUCUGUCCACCGACACCCACUGAGUGACUCUUGAAGUCUGAGGGAAGAAAACAUGACUUCAGUCGGUCGCUGUGCUCGUGGCCCAGCCGAAAGCCAGAGCUGACAAAGUUGGCUCCCGCUCACAGUUCUUGCUUGCUGGGGCAUAGCUGGCCCUAUGCUUCUGCUUUCCUGAAGAGAUUCUUAGGUGAUUCUGGCAAAUUUGGAGGCUUUUUGGUGGGAUUUCCAAAUACUUCUUAAUUGAUUUCCCACUUUGCAGGAAUGAGUGGUCAUUUCCAUACAAAUCAGCAGCUCCUAUCCCUGAACACGAGAACCUUGCCACUGAGAACAUGGCAGCUCCAUGGGGUGGAAGGCUCGGUCUCUAAAUGCCAGAGUUAUGCCGGCUGCCCCUACAAUGAGAAUGAGAUGUUUGGUGCCUAGUUAGGGUGGUUUGGUUAUGAGCCGCAGAAACCUACUCUUGCAAACACACAUUAAAGGCUAAUUUAUUGAGAGUGUGUUGGGGAGCUCAGGGGUUGAAGGGCAGUCUUUUUUUUUUUAAUAGGUUUUUUUUUUUUUUUUUAAAUUUG